AUGCAAGACAAUUCCCACGAAGAGAGAACAAGCCUCCUCUCAGCUGUGGCUGGCACUGGUCAUCAUCAUCACGAGGAGAACCAUACUACGGGAAGAAAGGCUCCACCUUCAUCAUUACUCAUGAAUGAACAACAACAACAACAACCUGGUACCACCACUACUGCUACGGCUCAGGAAUCAUCGGAUUUAGCUGAACAAGCACCUACUGAACUCAAUGCUUAUGAACGAGGUGAAGCUGGAUCUGUAGGUCAAUGGAAAGACUCGUGUUCUCUUCCUUUCUUCUUUAGUAUCUUUUUGAUUGCCAUUCCAUUGUUGUGGUUCUUGUUAGUGUUUCAAAACGUGUACAUGAAUCCUUUUAAUUAUUCUCCUGAUUUUGAAUGGAUUUAUAAUCAAGCACAACCAGUGAAUAUGAGUAGUACUUUCCAAACAGCAGCAAUUGGAAGAAUGAAUAGAACUGAAUUUUCAAAUGAGUUUAUUGAGAAAAAUGUUUUGGAUCACUUCCCCAAGUUGUUGAAGAAGUACGGAGUGGCCGGAGCUCAAUUGGUAUUGAUCGAUCAAGCUGAGAACCCUUCUGUGGAUGAUCAAGAUGCAAAUUCAUGGCGUUUGAGAGAACUUGCUUUUGGUCAACGAGAUAUUUAUUUCCAGGUGAAUGACACGGUUGAUAAUUUUACGUUAUUCCAAGUUGCUGAGCUCGGAGAAACAGUCACUGCUUUUGGUAUCAUGAAGUUACUGAUGGAUGGUCGUAUCAAUUCCAUUGUUGAUUCUGUGAAUGCCUAUCUCAAGUCUUUCAAGAUUCUAGAUUUGGCUGGAAACCUUCACAACGGCACAAAUAUUAAGGAACUCUUGCAACACACUUCUGGAUGUCGCAGUCUCGAUAAGGUUCGACAAAACAUUCGUGUGGACACUUCCAAAGUUGGAGCUGUUUCUUUGAGUCGACAAAGCAUUGGUGCUGAUUAUGCAGUUUUACAAACACUGAUUGAAGACGUCACUGGACAGAAUUUCACCAAGUGGAUCAAUGAGAAUAUUUUGAAUCCUUUAGGAAUGAUUCUCUCAACCUAUGACACAAAUGACAUUUCUAACGAUAGAAUUUUCAGCUCCUCUUACGGAAGUUAUUUCUAUGCCAUUCCUGAAAUGGGAUACUCUGUGAUAUCUUCAUUUGGUUUAUACAGUCGUGCCAGAGAAUAUGCAAACUUGGUGAUUGCUGGUUUGAAUGCUGACAAGAGUGGAAAUGCUGUUCUCGAUCAACGUCACACUAAAAGUAUUUUCGAUGGUGACAAAUACAUUGACGGUUUCAAGUACACAACAGCUACAGGCUAUGGAGUUUUGGUUGAGACUCUCAGCGAUGGUUCAUUAACUGCUUUCAAAACAGGUCUCAAUGUAGGAUGGAAAGCACAGUAUGGAUUCAAUUCUGUGCACAAACAAGGUUAUGUCUUAUUUACAAAUACUGAAGCAGCAGAACCAGUGUUGGAUGUGUUCCAUUGUUAUUGGCAAUAUCAAAUGACUGGAAGUAAUGAAAAUAACGCCUGUGUUCGAGUUGCAGACAGACAAAUGGGUGAUUUGAUUGUAUCCAUCAUUACUUGGAUCUUUGCUGUUGCUCUCCUUAUUUUCUGGGCAAUUAUGACUGCUGUGAUUUGUCAUCCUAAGUUCCCAAUUACAUGUAAUUUCCCAUUUUUAUCUGGUAAUUGGCUAGAUAGAGCCACCAGUUUUUCUGUGGUUUCCAGAUUCAUUAUUGUGGUUUUCAUUGCUAUUAUUUACGCAGCACUCAUGAUCUUUUUACAUAGUGACGUUUUUGGUUUGGUGAGAUAUAGUGUGCACUAUGUCAUUUUUGCUGUUCGUUAUGCUCCAUUCUAUUUACCAUUCUCUUCACUUGUUUUUGGAUUUUACUGCAUGACUUGCAUUUGUAUUGCUGUGUUUGUGUAUCGAUCUGAAGAGCAAAACUCCAAGAAGAUCAAGGACUAUGAAAGAAUUAACUAUUGA
This is a messenger RNA of Naegleria lovaniensis, 1977 nucleotides long. RefSeq lists its product as uncharacterized. NCBI's taxonomy places the organism in Eukaryota, Heterolobosea, Eutetramitea, Acrasida, Naegleriidae. The coding region runs from base 1 to 1977 and encodes 658 amino acids. The record is from RefSeq and is a predicted model, not a curated record. The transcript has 3 exons.